AUGUCCUCUAUAGGCUCAUCUCGUCCUGCCUCUGCCAUGGGAACCACAGAGGCCUCCAGUCUGGUGCGAUCUGCUGACCUAACUCAAGCUUCCUGGAGAAGAGCCAUAGCAGCUCAGCCCAAAGGUCCUGUUGAAAUAUUAGAUAGGAAUCCUGUUCCAUCAAGAAACAUUCAUCCUUCAUUUGCUGACCAGAGGAAGAUUGCCCAGAGCCUUGGAUCCAUGGACAAUCAUGGAAGGAUGCAUUCUGUUUAUGACAACUAUCAAAAGUCUGCAUUCAGUGCUAUUGGAAACUUGAAAAUAGUUGAAGUUCAUCCAGGUGGUCUUUUUGUGAAGAUCCUGAACUGUGCCCCUGAAAAAGAGGAGAGCAUUGGGGACUAUCUCCUGAUGCAAAACAUCCAAGGUCAACCAGUGGCAGUAUUCCGGUUUCCCCCAAAGAUAAGGAUGGCGGCUGGCUCGGUUGUGACAGUUUGGUCAGCAGAUGCUAAAGUGCUUCACAGACCUCCCUCAGAUUUUCUAUGGAAGGACCUGGAGAGAUUUAGGAGCGGCCUCAGCUGUGCUACCAUUCUCUGUGAGCCUAGAGGUCAGGCUGUUGCUUGGUAUACUCCUCUCUACUGCAACGGAAGGCAGGGAUGGGUGGCAAGAGAAGAAAGGGAAAACUUAGAGAACAUCAUUAAACUGUCUUCUUCAACAACAAAGCUGGAAGAGGGAUGGGGAAAGGGACAGGAACCUACAAUGACUGACACAGAGUGGAAAAGGGCUGACCCAGGGCAAACAAGAAAAAAAAGACAAAGCUUCAUUAAAAGGGAAGAAGAGAUCCCUGCAUCCCUGUUCCCUCAUCAGAGUGCUUGGUGCCAAAGUCCAGACGCUCCCACACACCCGCACUUUUCUCUGCUUAGACCGUUAACCAUGGGGAAUGACGGCAGCAGUUUCUGCAGGCAGUCCCGGAGCCAGUCGGCAAGGCCUGACCCUGUGCCGGGCACUCUGUAUGCAGGAACUAGCCAGAGAAGAAAUCCCUCAGCUCCCAGCUGCGUGAAUGGGAAAGACAGAAGAAGGCCUACUCGGUCAGCAGGGCCUAAUUUUGGUGGAGUGAUGUACAUAGGGUCUCGUCCCCCUGCUGGCACUGCUCUCCAGAAGUACUUUGUCACUCCAUCUUACAGCUUCAUGCUGCAAACCCAUCACUUUCUCCAGCUUCCAGUGCAAAACCUAUGAACAGGAUGAAGUUAUUCGGUCUUAUUAUUUUUUUUAUAUCCUUUGCAAAAUGGUUAAGCGGGUUGUUGCUUCAAGAGGUGAGAAGAUUUGGCUCUGUGGUGACACCAGAGAAUGUCAAUGUUGUUAGUACAGAUUACCAUGUCCCAUAACAUUUAUUCCAAUGAUUCUUAUCA
Rhea pennata is the source of this 1382-nucleotide messenger RNA. It is a transcript of the gene LMNTD1, whose product is annotated as lamin tail domain containing 1. Bases 1 to 1209 code for a protein of 402 amino acids. Lineage: Eukaryota; Metazoa; Chordata; Aves; Rheiformes; Rheidae. Gene Ontology annotation, cellular component: cytoplasm; nuclear envelope. The transcript is spliced from 8 exons. The record is from RefSeq and is a predicted model, not a curated record.